Molecule: messenger RNA, 1503 nt
Organism: Bipolaris maydis ATCC 48331
Lineage: Eukaryota; Fungi; Ascomycota; Dothideomycetes; Pleosporales; Pleosporaceae
Biological process (GO): carnitine biosynthetic process
Cellular component (GO): mitochondrion
Molecular function (GO): iron ion binding; trimethyllysine dioxygenase activity
Source: RefSeq, a predicted model, not a curated record
AUGUUGGCGGCACGAGCAUCGCGAUGGACCUCAAAGACCGCCAAUGUCACGAGACAUGUAUCGCAACUUAGGCCAUACUCUGAAGUAACUACACAAUCACAGGAAGAAGAAGAAGCAAAAAGCACAAAAAUAAGCCCCGUGCCAUACACCACCAAGUUUUCAUCUAGAUCCCGUUCUUACCACCUGGGAGGAGCCGAUGCCAUCCGCGCAAGCAGCAUGUCGCAUUUCCUGCGGCAGGCGCAGUUCCAACUGACGGAGCUGCAAGCGCGGUACCGCGGGCUGCAAUAUAGACUGCAAGGGCCGUACAACGUGCGUGUCAGUGUCCAUGGGGGUCGUGCGCGAAGAGAUCGAGUGAAUGUGGACGAGGGGACGGUGUGGGUGGGGGACAAGCGGGUCCCAAACAUAUGGCUCAGGGAUAACUGCCAGUGUGGAACGUGUAUGCAUGGAGAUACGAGGCAGCGGUUGCUGGAUUCGUUUGGGAUCCCGGCGGGGAUUCGGAUGGAGAAGUGGGAGGUUGAGGGGGAGGAGGCGGAGGCGGAGGGCGGGAAGAAAUUGAAGGUUACGUGGGAGGACGGACAUGAGAGUUUGUACCCUUUUUCGCUGCUGCGCCAGACGCUCAAGACGGAGCCGGCCAAGGCGGUGCAGCGGUUGGGGCUUGUGUCGCUUUCGCUGUGGGAUAAGGGGGUUGCGGCGGAGCCGCCGAUAGUCGAGUACGAGGGGGUUAUGAGCGGGGAGAUGGCGGGGUUGCUGAAGCAUCUGCGGGAAUAUGGGUUUUGCUAUGUGGAUGGAACGCCGUUUGAGGAUCCGCAGGAUACGAAGGCGUUGCUGGAGAAGAUUGCCUUUAUACGCGAGACGCAUUAUGGUGGGUUCUACGACUUUACGGCUGAUUUGGCGAGUAAGGAUACGGCGUAUACGAAUAUUGCGCUUGAGGCGCAUACGGAUACGACGUACUUUUCUGAUCCGGCAGGGCUGCAGGCGUUCCAUUUGCUGUCGCAUACGGAUGGGGAGGGAGGAGCGAGCUUGCUUGUCGACGGGUUCAAGGUCGCUCAAGAACUUCUUGAAACGGACAAGAAAGCGUAUGAGAUUCUCGCUACAGUAAAUGUGCAUGGCCAUGCGUCAGGGAACGAUGGCAUAUCGAUUCAGCCAUACCGUGGCUUCCCCGUACUAGAGCACGACAUUGCAACGGGAAGUCUCCUGCGUGUACGCUGGAACUCUUCUGAUCGUGCGUCGAUUGAGCUCCCCAUUGAUCAGGUGGAAACGUGGUACGACGCCGCAAGGAAAUUUGAUGCAUUACUGAAGAAGAAAGAGAAUGAGUACUGGGAGCAAUUGAAGCCAGGACGGGCACUAAUCUUCGAUAACUGGAGAGUGCUACAUGGUCGGAGCAGCUUCACUGGGAAGAGAAGGAUCUGUGGUGCGUACAUUAAUCGAGACGACUGGAUUAGCAAAUUCAAAAUGGCCGAGUUCGGACAGAGCAAGGUCUUGGAGGGACUCCCUGUAAACUAG